UCAGAAACCGUCACUGUGGCAUCGGGCGGGGAUGAAAAUGGAGGCGCAAGACUCCCAACGCCCCACGGAAGCGGAGAGGUCGCAGAGGACGGGGAAGGCCCUUUUUGUCAACCAGGCCGAAAGUCUGGGAGAAGGACUGAGACGGGCCACCGCCCAACAUAAGGUGAAACAGGAACCGGGCGAAGGGCUUCUCCAUCACUGGGAGGCCCAAUGGCAGGAGUUCCUGAAGACAGUAGAGUCCCCUCACCCCGGUUGGGGAGCCCCACAGUUGCCGGAGGAGCCCACACCGUGGGAUGACACCAAGGUCUUCCUGGCCUCCUUCGAGCAAGUGGCCGAGGCCUGCCGGUGGCCCAAGGAAGAGUGGGCGGCCCGGCUCCUGCCGGCCCUCAGCGGAGAAGCUGAGCAGGCCUUCAGCAAGCUGGAGGCUGGAGACAGAGAGGAUUAUGGGAAGGUGAAGGCGGCCAUCUUGCACGGGGACGUCAUGAGCAGGGAGAAGCAGCGGCAGCACUUCCGGCGUUUCUGCUACCAGGAGGCCGAGGGGCCCAGAGGGGCCUACAGCCGGCUCCAGGAGCUUUGCCAGGGGUGGCUGAAGGUGGAGAGGCACUCCAAGGAGCAGAUCCUGGAGCUGCUGAUCCUGGAGCAGUUCCUCACCAUCCUGCCGCCGGAGAUCCAGAGCUGUGUGAGGGAUGUUGGGCCCGAGACCUGCUCCCAGGCGGUGGCCCUGGCCGAGGAUUUCCUGCGGUUGCAGCGAGAAGCCGAACGACAAGGAAACCAGGUGGGAUUUGAGGAGCUGGCCGUGGGUUUCUCCGCCGUGAGCCAGGUGCCACCUGACGUCGAGCAGAGGCAGCUGUGCACGGAGGCCAAGAAGGAAGAUGAGGCAGAGGCCAGACUAGCAGGUAAAAGGUGGCUGGGUGUGCUUGAGGGUGAAAAAUAUACAUCAGAAGACUCCGAGCAAGUCGGACCGUGUAGCCUGGCAGUAGAGAAAGCAGAAGAGAACUGUUCAUCGUGUAGCGAGCAGGAAAAUGCCCCUGAGAAUCAGGAAUGGCCAAAUGAAACCCACCCAACAGACCGAGCGGACAGAUCUACUUCUUGUGGGGAUGAUUACAAGGACUUCAGUGAAAGCACAGACCAGCAGGAAACCCACACUGGUAAGAGGCACAACGCAUACAGUGUUUGUGGGAAAAGCUGUAGUCAGAGCCCAGGCCUUAUUCUUAAUCAGAGAACCCAUGCAGGAGGAAAGCCACAGAACAAAUGCUUGAUUUGCGGGAAGUCUUUCCUUUAUAACUCAGACCUCAUAAUUCACCAUGGCAUCCACACGGGCGAGAGACCGUAUGAGUGUCCCGACUGUGGCAAAAGGUUCAGCCGCGGCUCUGAUCGCAAUCGUCACCAGAGAAUCCACACGCAAGAGAAGCUGUACAAGUGCCUGGUCUGUGGGAAGUGCUUCCUUUAUAGCUCAGACCUUAUCAUUCAUCAGAGAAUCCACACGGGUGAGAGACCCUACGAAUGCUUGGACUGUGGGAAAAGGUUCAGCUGCAGUUCUGACCGUAAUCGUCACCAGAGAAUCCACACGGGGGAGAAACCGUAUGUGUGCUUGGACUGUGGGAAAAGGUUUAGUCAGAAGGUUCACCUUAAUAGACAUCGUAGAAUUCAUAUGGGAGAAAAAACAUACAAAUGCCCAGAGUACGGGAAAAGUUUCGGUGUGAGUAAAGGGUGGUUGAUCGUAGAUGAGGGAGACAAAGAUGUGCCAGAAGAUUCAAAGCAAGCAAGAUCACAUUGGAUAACAAAAGGAGAGACUGUUUCCCAACGUUAUCGGCAAGAAAGUGCCUUGAGGGGCCAGAUGGAUAGUCAGUGCAAGCGGGAAACUCACCUUAUGGGGAUAGUGGAUGAUUCUCCUCAUUGUGAGAAGGACCUCAGGAAAACCACAGUACAACAAAGAAUCCACACUGGCAAGAGGCAAAACACUUGCCAAGCUUAUGGGAAAAGCUUUGUCCCAAGUGCGGGCUUCUCUAAAAAUAAUGCGCUUGUAAAAGGAAAGCCACAGAGGUGCUUGCUUUGCAGUGAAAGCUUCUUUCGUUCCUCCGAGCUUAUCAUUCACCAGAGAAUCCACACCACCAAGAGAAUGUACGACUGCCCGGAGUGUGGAAAAAAGUUUGGUAAAAAAUUUAAUCUCCAUCGGCAUCAAAGAAUGCAUGCUGGUAAAAAACCACACAAUUGCUUGGAAUGUGGAAAGGCAUUCAGGAGCAGCUCGAACCUUCAGGUUCAUCAGAGAAUCCACACGGGAGAGAAGCCGUAUAAAUGCUCCUAUUGUGGAAAAGGAUUCAGGGACAGUUCACACCGCGGACGCCAUCAGAGAAUCCACGUCAGGGAGAAGCUGUAUGAAUGCUCAGAGUGCGGGAAAGGGUUCCACCAAAACAUCGACCUUAACAGCCAUCGUGCCAGCUGCACAGCUUGCACCCAGAAAAGCUUCCUCUUUCCCGCUCUCCCCGUUUACCUGCUGCCGUCGCCGUCACCGCCGCCUCACUCCUGCCGGAUUCUGCGGCUGACGCAUGGUCCAGUGACGUUUGAGGAGGUGGCUGUGUAUUUCACCCAGGCAGAUCGGGCCCUGCGGGAUUCAGACCAAAGAGAUCUGCACAGGGAAGUCAUGGAGGAGAAUUAUGGGACGGUAACCUCUCUGGCAGGUAACGGACAAGGCAGUGAAGUUUAUGGAGAGCCAUCUGGGAUGUACUUGGAAAAUAUCAAGAAUAAAGUGGAAGAAAAUACCUUUGGAGACCCACAGGGGUCAAGAAGGCAAGGAGAAAACGCAGCAGAUGUUGUUGAAAUCCCAGCUCAAAGAACACACACCAAGGAGAAGCUGUUUACAUGCUUGAUGUGUGGGGAAAGAUUCAGUCAGAACGCAAGCCUUAUAUCCCAUCAGAGAAUCCACACAGGGGAGAAAAAAUUAAAGUGUUUGGAGUUUGGAAAGGGUUUCAGUCAGAGCGUACCCCAAACAUCACAUCCGAUAAUUCGCACAGGAAAGAAGCUGUGUCAAUGCCUGGAAUGUGGGAAAAGCUUCAGUCGGAGCACAAACCUUACCAAACACUUAAGAACUCACACAGGAGAAAAACCAUUUAAAUGUCUGGAGUGUGGGAAAAGCUUCAGUCAGAGCUCAAACCUAAUUUCCCAUCAAAUCAUUCACACAGGGGAGAAGCCAUUUCAGUGCCUGGUGUGUGGAAAGAGCUUCAGUCAGAGCACAAAUCUUACUAAACAUGGAAGAGUUCACACAGGGAAGAAACCUUUUAAAUGCCUAGAAUGUGGCAAGAGUUUUAGUCAGAGCUCAGACCUUAUUUCCCAUCAAAGAAUUCACACAGGGGAAAAACCGUUUAAAUGUCCUGAGUGUGGAAUGAGCUUCACUCAGAGCACAGCCCUUACGAAACAUGAGAAAAUUCACACAGGAGAAAAACCCUAUACAUGCCUGGUGUGUGGAAAGAGCUUCAGCUGGAGAAAAAACCUCACUUCACAUCAAAGGAUCCACACGGGAGAGAAAACAUACAAAUGUCUGGAGUGUGGGAAGGGCUUCUAUCACAGCUCAAAUCUUAGUAAACAUGGAAGAAUACACACUGGAGAGAAGCCAUAUAAAUGCUUAGAAUGCGGAAAGACCUUUACUGUAAGCACAAGCCUUACUUCACAUCAACGAAUCCACACAGGAGAAAAACUAUAUAAAUGCCUGGAGUGUGGAAAGAGCUUCGGUCGAAACACAAACCUUACCAAACACUUAAGAACGCACACAGGAGAAAAAUCAUUUAAAUGCCUGGAAUGUGGGAAAAGCUUCAGUAGCAACGCAUACCUUACUAUGCAUCAAAGAAUUCACAUGGGGGGAAACUGUAUGAGUCCUUGGAAUAUGGAAAAAGCUUUAGUUAGUACACAACCUUUAUUUUCCAUCAAUAUGUUCACACAGGAGGAGGCCUUAUAGAUCAUGGGGUUGUGGAAAGUGGUUCAGUAAGAGAAUAAACCUCAAUUUCAUCAAAGAAGACACCAUACA
Molecule: messenger RNA, 4018 nt
Organism: Elgaria multicarinata webbii
Lineage: Eukaryota; Metazoa; Chordata; Lepidosauria; Squamata; Anguidae
Product: zinc finger protein 721-like
Exons: 7
Coding region: 32-3949 (1305 amino acids)
Biological process (GO): regulation of DNA-templated transcription
Source: RefSeq, a predicted model, not a curated record